GUUCAAAUAUCAGGAUAAAAAUAAUCGUAGUGACAUGCUGCUCGGUGUGCUGAUAUUAUGUGUCUUUAGCUUCGUCAUGCCUGAAGACAAACUGGUUUCAGUUGACUUUGAGAUUUUUGGGAAUGUGCAGGGUGUUUGCUUCAGGAUGUACACUGAGGAUCAGGGUCGCAGUUUGGGACUCAGUGGUUGGGUGAAGAACACCAGACAGGGGACAGUGAUUGGCCAGAUCCAGGGACCGGCUGAUAGAAUCAACGACAUGAAACUUUGGCUGCAGAACGUUGGUAGUCCAAGCUCUCGAAUUGACCGAGCCGUUUUCUCCAAUGAAAGAGACAUUUCUAAACCAGAGAUCACGGGGUUUUCUACUCGCUACUGAGCAUGCUCUGAUUGCUCUAUAGUUACAAGAUCAUCAGCCUGCAGCUCAUCAACGGUGUCAAAUGGUUAAUUAAUGA
Messenger RNA from Cyprinodon variegatus (sheepshead minnow), 449 nucleotides. RefSeq names its product acylphosphatase-2-like. The transcript is spliced from 4 exons. Lineage: Eukaryota; Metazoa; Chordata; Actinopteri; Cyprinodontiformes; Cyprinodontidae. Gene Ontology annotation, molecular function: acylphosphatase activity. Bases 35 to 373 code for a protein of 112 amino acids. The record is from RefSeq and is a predicted model, not a curated record.